Molecule: messenger RNA, 1068 nt
Organism: Puccinia triticina
Lineage: Eukaryota; Fungi; Basidiomycota; Pucciniomycetes; Pucciniales; Pucciniaceae
Exons: 10
Coding region: 1-1068 (355 amino acids)
Biological process (GO): isoprenoid biosynthetic process
Molecular function (GO): prenyltransferase activity
Source: RefSeq, a predicted model, not a curated record
AUGGCUGUGUCAAACGGAAUCAAUAUGGAGCUCGAUUCACCCCAGCUCAAUGGGAUUGAAGAGCGCUACAGUAACUUCUUUGAAAAGAUGAAAGACAACAAUCCUGAUUGGUCUGAGCCACAAGAGAGAAUUUUGUUAGAGCCUUUUACUUAUCUCACCUCGACCCCGGGAAAGGAGAUUCGGUCGAUGAUGAUUGAUGCCUUCAAUCAUUGGCUCUUCGUACCCGCUGAGCAGCUCAACGUGGUCAAACGGAUUGUUGGCCUUCUUCAUACAGCCAGUCUUCUCAUGGAUGAUGUAGAGGAUGGCUCCGAAUUGCGUCGCGGGAUCCCAGUGGCACACAAGAUUUAUGGUAUCCCCCAAACUAUCAAUACGGCUAAUUAUGUCUAUUUUUUGGCCUACCAAGAGCUAUCCAUGUUACAUCCUUCUCAAGAUAGCUCUGCCUCGAACCUUUGGAAGCUCAUCAAUGAGGAACUGCUAAGGCUACAUCGCGGUCAAGGUAUGGACCUAUAUUGGCGAGACUCCUUGACCUGCCCCACCGAGGAAGAAUACAUCCAAAUGGUCAAAAAUAAAACCGGCGGUCUGUUCAGGAUUGCAAUCAAGCUCAUGAUGGCCAUGUCACCGCUUAGAGAAAUUCCAGAUUACGUUCCCUUGGUGGAUUUAAUGGGGAUCAUCUUUCAGAUAAGAGACGAUUUGUUAAACCUGUCAUCAGUCUACACCGUCAACAAGGGUUAUUGUGAAGACCUGACCGAGGGCAAGUUCAGUUUCCCGAUCGUCCACGCCAUCAGGGCGGACCCCUCGAAUCACCAGCUACUCAACGUCCUGCGACAACGUCCGACAGACGAUGGGAUCAAAUCCUAUGCGGUCAGCUACAUGAAGGAGAAGACCAAGUCCCUGGCCUACACUCGGAUGGUCUUGACCGUCCUUGAGGGUCAAGCGGAUAAAGAGGUCGCCCGCUUGGGUGACAACUCCGCAUUGCGAUCGAUCCUCUCUAUGAUGCACGUCGCUCCUUCGCCCGCCCAGUCCAAUGGCUCUCCACCCGCUCAGUCCAAUGGCUCUCCGCCCGCCUAA